AUGAGCCCCCAGGCAAAACUAAUCUUCGUCACCAGCCUACUCCUAGGAUCAACAAUCACAAUCUCAAGCAACCACUGAAUUAUGGCCUGAACUGGCCUUGAGAUCAACACACUAGCCAUUCUCCCCAUAAUCUCAAAAUCACACCACCCGCGCGCCAUUGAGGCAGCAACCAAAUAUUUCCUAGUCCAAGCAGCCGCCUCCACCCUCGUUCUGUUUUCUAGCAUAACUAACGCAUGGCAUACUGGACAGUGGGAUAUUGCACAGCUAACACACCCAACAUCCUGCCUGAUCCUGACAGCAGCCGUUGCCAUAAAACUAGGACUAGUCCCAUUCCACUUCUGAUUCCCUGAAGUCCUCCAAGGCACUUCCCUCACCACCAGCCUCCUGCUAUCAACGGUCAUAAAAUUUCCACCGAUUACCCUACUAUACCUCACAUCUAGCUCAUUAAACCCUACACUGCUAACUACCCUGGCUGUGCUAUCCACAGCCCUGGGAGGAUGAAUAGGCCUUAACCAGACGCAAAUCCGCAAAAUCCUGGCUUUCUCCUCCAUCUCACAUCUAGGCUGAAUGGCCAUUAUUCUCGCCUACAACCCUAAACUUACUUUACUUAACUUCUACCUGUACAGCCUAAUGACUGCGGCCGUAUUCCUCACCCUAAACAGCAUAAAAGCGCUAAAACUAUCAACAUUAAUAACUGCAUGAACAAAAGCCCCAUCCCUCAGCACUAUUCUCAUUAUCGUAUUGCUAUCCCUAGCUGGUCUUCCCCCUUUAACAGGCUUCCUACCAAAGUGACUCAUCAUCCAGGAACUUACUAAACAAGACAUAGCUCUCACAGCAAUACUCAUUUCCCUACUAUCCUUACUCAGCCUAUUCUUCUAUCUUCGCCUAGCAUACUGUACAGCAAUCACACUCCCCCCUCACACGACAAAUCACAUGAAACUAUGGCACAUUAACAAACCAACCAACGUUUCAAUCGCCAUCCUAGCCACCCUCUCCCUCACUCUCCUCCCCCUCUCUCCCGUACUACUUGCUAUUGUUUAA
Messenger RNA from Malurus melanocephalus (red-backed fairy wren), 1041 nucleotides. RefSeq names its product NADH-ubiquinone oxidoreductase chain 2-like. The transcript has a single exon. NCBI's taxonomy places the organism in Eukaryota, Metazoa, Chordata, Aves, Passeriformes, Maluridae. Gene Ontology annotation, molecular function: NADH dehydrogenase (ubiquinone) activity. Gene Ontology annotation, biological process: mitochondrial electron transport, NADH to ubiquinone. The record is from RefSeq and is a predicted model, not a curated record.